AUAUCAAAUACUUUUUUAAUCUUAUCAGCACAACAAUAUAUAAAAUAUGGCUUACAAAUGGGUGCAAUCUUCGGCGUAUUCCUCGAUACCAGCUAAUGCCGUGGUGGGUGGCAACGAUGAAGAUGGCGCCAUGAUCUAUGUGGGCCGUGCAGAGCAUGAGGGUGAUAUGCUAGUCUGCAAAGUAGUUCCAUCAAAGCAACUGGGCUUUGUCUCACAGCGUGGCGAAGCUCUGCCCAAGGAUAUAUUCGAGGUGCUCUGUGGUCUGAAUUUGACAUGGAGAAAGUGCUACGAUCACAAGAUACCCGAGACAGCAGUGCUAUGUGGACGCACUUCGUUGGAUCAGCCUGUCUAUAUAGGACGCGGUCAUUAUGAGGGACAUUUGAUAAUUGGCAAAAUAUCCUCCGUACAUCGAGCCCUGUUCAUAGCCUAUCAUGGAGCUGAGCGACGUUUGGAUUCCUAUGAGAUUCUAUUGGAUGAGAAUCCACCAUCAAUGGCGGGAUGGCAAUUACCGCCACCGCCAGAGGAUUUGGAAAAGGCUCCAUUGACACCACCACCGCCGCCAUCACCACCAGCACCAGCCUUGGAGGUGGCAGAGAAACCCUUCCGUUAUCCCCAUCCCCUAGAAAUGUCUGCCAUGCCAUUCCCAAUGCAUGAUAGACCACCAGUUUAUACGCCAAAUCCUGAUCCAUUGCCAGCACCACCAGCAACUCCGGCUGAGAUACUUCCACAACGUGUUCAGCCUGUCUUAGUGUUGCCUCCUCGGCCGGUUCCCGAACCCGUGGCUGUGGCUGUGCCUGUUCCUCCUCCAUCGUACACUGCGGCUACUGUGGCUCCUGGUCCCAGUUCUGCCUUUACUCCCGCCGGUACCUACAAUCCUCCCAUGAUGAGCGGAGCCUAUGGAUCGUCUUACACUCCAGCCGAAUGUGCUGGUCCUUCAUCUUCAUAUGGUGGUGGUUAUGAUUACAACUACGAUUGCUGGCUCAAUGUUGGUCCUGGCUAUUUCUACUCUCCCGAUGCAGUUGUCGGCGGUCAUGAUUCGUGUAUGUCACAACUGUUGAUAGGCCGUGCCUAUUACGCUGGUGGCCCUAUCCCGGGCAAGGCUGAUCCAAGUCAGGGUUAUUGUUUCAUCACCUACAAUGGCAUGGAGAUUGCCGAGUCCUCGUAUGAAGUGCUAAUGGGUCAGGGUAAAUACCAUUGGGUCCCAGGCUAUGACGGAAGUAUUGCACCCGGAGCUGUUGAGGCUGGCCGGGCCAGCAAUGGGGAACCCUUGUACAUUGGACGUGCCCAUUAUUGUGGCACUCUAACACCUGGCAAGAUUCAGCAGUCGCAUCGUUGCCUGCAAAUUCCAAUCGGUGGCCAAGAGGUUCGCAUUAGCAACUACGAAGUUCUAGUAAGAAGUGAUCUCUAUCACAGACAACAAGCCAUUAGUUUGGUCUACUAAUAAUGCAAUGGGUGUCAUGAUUAUUAUUCCGAUCGGCUAUCGAACUACUACCUCCAGUAUACAUUAACACUGAUUUACCUGUUUUAUUAUCUAACUAUUUUAUUACAUCAUUAUUUGCACUUGGUCUACUUCUGUAUAUAUGUAUAUCUGCAUAACCUGUAUAACUUAUUCAUAUUUAUUCAAUGAGGCAAUAUAAUUAAAGAAAUU
Drosophila willistoni is the source of this 1648-nucleotide messenger RNA. RefSeq lists its product as uncharacterized. The coding region runs from base 47 to 1441 and encodes 464 amino acids. Lineage: Eukaryota; Metazoa; Arthropoda; Insecta; Diptera; Drosophilidae. The record is from RefSeq and is a predicted model, not a curated record. The transcript has 2 exons.